AUGGAGAGCUACGGUGAUCUUCUCAACAACAACAAGGUCAUUUUUGACGACAGAAACUAUGGAUUUUGGAAAUCAAGGAUGAAAUCGAUUAUUGGUGGAAUAGAUCGACUUGCCUGGAAGACAGUUCUUGAGAAGUGGGAAGAACCAACAAUCAAGGAUGAAAAAGCUAUUCACUGCAGCGUAGGAAGGAAGCAAUUUGAAUUAAUUCAAGGAUGUGAGACAGCAAAAGAAGCAUGGGAUAUUCUUCAAAUCCAGUAUGAGGGUACAUCGAAAGUUCAAAGCUCCAGAAAAGACAUGUUGGCGUCUCGCUUUGAAAAUCUGAGAAUGGAAGAACAUGAAUCAAUUUCUGAUUUUAGUUCUAAAAUCAGUACCUUGGCUCAGGAAGCUGUAACCCUUGGGGAAAACAUAUAA
Molecule: messenger RNA, 411 nt
Organism: Camelina sativa (false flax)
Lineage: Eukaryota; Viridiplantae; Streptophyta; Magnoliopsida; Brassicales; Brassicaceae
Source: RefSeq, a predicted model, not a curated record